Podarcis raffonei (Aeolian wall lizard) is the source of this 3238-nucleotide messenger RNA. RefSeq names its product caveolae associated protein 2 (gene CAVIN2). Gene Ontology annotation, cellular component: cytoplasm; caveola. Gene Ontology annotation, molecular function: protein kinase C binding. The record is from RefSeq and is a predicted model, not a curated record. NCBI's taxonomy places the organism in Eukaryota, Metazoa, Chordata, Lepidosauria, Squamata, Lacertidae. Bases 324 to 1622 code for a protein of 432 amino acids. The transcript is spliced from 2 exons.
GAAAUAUGGCAUUCCUCUCAUAAAGUAAGAGGGCGAGGAGGGGCUGGAAGAAGGGGGGCGAAAGAGAGAGGCAGAGGAGCGGAGUUAAAGCUACAGGAGGCCUGAUCCGUGCAAGAACCGGGCUUCCUCCUGCUUCGGGGAGGAGCGAAAGUUUUGCGUCCCACCGACGGCGGGGAGGUUUGGGGAAGGCGCUCGCUCCCGGGGCGGACCUCGCUCUUGCCGUCGCCCCACCAGCCGCAGCACCCAAGCAGAAGGGCACCCCCCACCCAGCCAGCCAAGCACCCAGAAGUGGCUGAUCGCGGCCGUCCGGGCAGCCUCCCGCGAUGGACGCGGUGCAAGCGGAGAAGAGCAGCGCCUACGUUUCGCCGUCCAGCCCCGACGGGCCUCUGGAUCGCGGCAGCCCCAGCCCGGUGCCGUCGUCGGGCAGCCGUAGCCCCAGUUUGCAGCCGGGGCCCACGGGGGCUCCGGGAGCUCCGGGCGAGGCGGUCCGCGACAGCUCUCAAGUGAACGCCAUCACGGUGCUGACUCUUUUGGACAAGCUGGUCAACAUGCUGGACUCUGUGCAGGAGAAGCAGCAGAAGAUGGAGCAGCGUCAGGUGGACCUGGAGGGCUCCGUCAAGGGCAUCCAGAGCGACCUGAGCAAGUUGUGCAAGCAGCACACGUCCACCAGCAACACGGUGGCCAAGCUGCUGGAGAAGUCGCGCAAGGUCAGCGCCAACACGCGCGAGGUGCGAGAGCGCAUGGACCGCCAGUGCGCGCAGGUGAAGCGGCUGGAGCACAACCACGCGCAACUGCUGCGCAGGAACCACUUCAAAGUGCUCAUCUUCCAGGAAGAAAACGAAAUCCCGGCCAGCGUGUUUGUGAAAGAGCCUGUUCCCAGUAUUACUGACGGGAAGGAAGAGCCUGUUGAUGAGAACAAAACUUUGGAGGAAACCUUGCACACUGUAGAGCUUUCCUCAGAGGAUGAAGCACCCCAUGAUGAAGAGGGGGCAGACGAUAGCAUGGAUGAGAAAAUUGGGGAGACAAGAGCUGAGAAAAUCAAGAGGUCCAGCCUCAAGAAGGUGGACAGCCUGAAGAAAGCGUUUUCCCGCCAAAAUAUCGAGAAGAAGAUGAACAAGUUCAGCACCAAGAUCGUCUCUCAUGAGAGGAGGGAGAAGAUUAAGAAGUCCCUCACCCCUAACCACCAAAAGUCCUCCUCAUCAAAAAGCUCAUCUUUCAAGGUCUCUCCCCUCACGUUCAACGUGAAGAAAGUUCGGGAUGGAGAUCCCUCUGCAGAAACGGAAGACAAGCCGGCAGAGGCUACCGGCAGUGAGCACACUGCAAACGAUGAGGAGACAUCCUUCACCGAGAUUCACUCUGACCUGGCCUCUCCCAGUUCUCUGGCGGAGGAAGGGAAAGCCUUUGCUGAUUCCCUGGAAAGAGAAAACGGGAGUGAAGGAGAUGCAGUGGUCAACAACAACAUCGAGCUCGCCAUCGUUGAAGAAGGCGAUGACUAUAGGGCUUCGCUCGAAAUCAGGCAGGAACUCUACGAUGAGAGGAGCAAACCAACCAGCGGGGAGAUGGAGCACUCCGACGAAGAAUCAAGCCAGGCCGCUGUCCUCCACGUCAACCAAACUGCAUAAAUCGUCUGAGCCGCCUUUUAUGUUUCUAUGCGCAUUUUUUUGUAGUUACAUCAGUAAAACAGGGCUGUUACACAAUAAACAAGAGGCAACAGUAACCUAAGGUGGAGUGGUUCUUUUUUGAACAAUUAGGUUUCCACAAAAGGCUAAUUUCAUACACUUAGACGGGAAAUGAGGUAAUUUAAAGGCAACUGCUGCAUUUUGAAGUCCAUUCCAACCUCUAUUGCACACCUUUAUUGGUUAUCGAUUUCAAAUUGCCGCAAUCAAUUGCAGGUGGAGAUGUACUUAAACAAACCGGUUUAAAAACAGCACUACCCUACAAAUUGAAUCAGGCUGAUAUCUGUUUCACUUCCACCCAAAGAAUCUGGGAAUUGUAGUUCAGUGAGGGUGCUGAGAAGUGUCAGAGAUUUUUCCCCUAAGGAAACUUCUACUCCCAGGGCAAAAAAGGGGAGGCUAUUAAACCUUUUGUUUGGGCGGGGGAGUCUGCCAUGUAGGCACAAUUUUCGUUGGUGAAAAGCUCUCCUAAGUGCUAAGUUCAUUCAAAUGCGUUCCCCCGUAUUUUUUCCUGGCCGUGCGCUGCUUGGGAAAAGCGAGUUUACACUGCAGAGGAUGAGAGCUGCCUUCCACUUUGCUUGCUGUGCCCUUUUGUCCACAGAACUGCUGACUGGGAGAGUGUGCUUGUAUUGCCUUCUUUGUGAGUUAAUGAAGUGUGUGUUUGUGUGUGUGUGUCCCCGCUUGCUGUUUUUAAGCUGCGAACUGUGGGUGGUAAGCUGUGGGGAAGGGCUCUCGCUCUGUGACAGAGAGCACAUGUUCUCCGGGUUCAAUCCUGUCUGAAACCCUGGAGAGCCACUAGCGGUCAAUGUAGGCACACACGUAGCACAAAUACAAGGAGACACACAGGCCCACGGCCUCCUCUCUUCAGCUGAUCUUAUUUCUCCCUCUCUGCUCAGCUGAUGGCCGCUCUGAUGACCAGGUAGGAGGCAAUUCGUUUCCUCAUCAGGGUGCUGGGCUCCUUCAGUGUGGUGUAGUGGUUAAGAGUGGUGGACUCGUAAUCUGGUGAACCGGGUUCGCUUCUCCGCUCCUCCACAUGCAGCUGCUGGGUGACGUUGGGCCAGUCACACUUCUCUGAAGUCUCUCAGCCCCACUCACCUCACAGAGUGUUUGUUGUGGGGGAGGAAGGGAAAGGGGAAUGUUAGCCACUUUGAGACUCCUUAGGGUAGUGAUAAAUCGGGAUAACAAAUCCAAACUCCUCCUCCUCCUCCUCCUCCUCUUCUCCUCCUCCUCCAACCCCAGCACUUUUUAAUUUUCUUUUGGCUAAUGCCACAACCCAAACUAGUAGGGUUUUGGAAGGUGGCAGAAUCAGGUUCCCUUAUUGAGGGAUUGCCCCUGAUACUAGCAAUACUGAAGAGUUGGACCAGUGGUCUGAUUCUGUAUAAAGCCGUUUCCUCUGUGUGUUUUUCCUCCCUAUAGUAGUGUUUGUGCAGGUUCCACCUAUUUCCCCUCCCUAUAAAGUACUUCAGUUCGUUUCCUCGUGUUAAUAUUUGAUGCGACUGAGCCACCAGGAUGCAACACAUAUAUUAUUAUUUUUUAGUGUUGACCUUGUACAAGCUGAGGUGGUU